AUGGUUGAACCUAUAUAUGCCAUCUUUGAGGAGAGAGAGGAGCUCAUGGUGUCACCAACUGGUGGCAAUCCAACUCUGAGAAUAGCACAUUUUCUUAAACCCUCUGUGUCUUCCAUUGAUGAACUUCCUUCACCUUUUCUCUCUGCGGAACCCACCAUUUCUGAGCUUGAAAAUUUGCCUCUGAAGGUUCAUUUCAAAAGUUGGCGUCGUAUGGAUGAGAAUUGGAAAAUGUGGGUUGCAAGCUUGCAUUCUAAGUACCAAUCCAUAUGGAAGAAAAGUGGAAUAUAUGAAGCAAUAAUGUGCUCCAAAUAUUCAAUAUGUAGACACCAAGAUUUGAUUCUUGGUCUUGCUGAAAAAUGGUGUCCUAAGACCAACACAUUCAUCUUCUCUUGGGGAGAAGCCACUGUUACCUUGGAAGAUAUGAUGGCUUUAGGGGGCUACUCUGUUUUGGGUGACUCUGUCUUAAGCCCUCUUGUUACCAAAGAAAUGGAAGAAAUUCAUGAGAUUUUGCUUGAAGCAAACAGAAGAGUAAGUCUUAGCUUCACGGCCAGUCAGCAUAAAUGGUUGGAACAUUUCAUGGGGAGUGGUAGCAAACUUGAGCAUGAGGCAUUCCUCUCAUAUUGGUUGUCUAAGUUUGUCUUCCCAUUGUGUGAGUAUCGCAUUGAAAGGCAAAAUUUUCCAAUUGCAAUACUCUUGGCUAGAGGAACUCGAAUUGCACUUGCACCAGCAGUCCUCUCCAGUAUUUAUAGUGAUUUGGGUUUGCUGAAAGAGAAAUUAGUUGCCUCAACAAAAUUGGAUACUGAAGAGGUGCUUAAUCUUUCUGCACCUUUUCAAUUAGUCCAGCUCUGGGCUUGGGAGAGAUUCCCAGCACUACGGCCAAGUCCCAUAUCCAUCUCACAAUGUGAGCCAAGGCCUGCUCGCUGGUCCAAACUGAAAAAAGUGAGUAUUGAGAAUGUGAGAUUGGCUAUAGACACUGCUGGAGAAAGUUUUCAGUGGCGCCCUUAUGCUAUAGCAGCAAAUCAUAAUUGGUUGUAUCCUAAGUUCUAUGAAGAAAAAGAACAGUGGGUGUCAGUUGAUGCUGCUUUGGACAAAGAGUUGGAGUCGUUUGCUCUAUGCUUAAGAGUCUGUGAGCUUCUUGGACUACACUGCAUUCAACAGUACCUCCCACACCGAGUUGCAAUGCAAUUUGGAAUUGAUCAAGAUCUUCCAGGUCAUGUUGCUCGAUACAAUAUGAGCCCGGGUAUUGCUUGGAGCCAUUACAAUAGAUCAAUUGGUGAUUCAAAAUUGUACAGACCACCACGCCUUUUUGAGGCAGAUGUUACCAUGAGAUACUUUGAGUGGUGGAAGCAAUCAAUGUCUGCUCAGAAAGAUGCAAUUAAGAAUUUCGUUACCCGGCCUAGAGACUCAAGAAGAAUUCCCCGAGUUUAUUCUGGAAAGAUGGAAAAUUACAAUGUCUUUGUUCCACCUAGUUCUUUUGUAGAAUGUUUUAAAAUGGACACUGUCAAGGAAACUAAACUCCUGGGAAAUUUGAGUGAGAAAAGACUGGCUAUUGAUGUUAAGCCUUUGCCAGUCUCUGUAUCUCAAAAAAUGUCACACUCAACAGCUGAUGAUGGAGCUCCUAAAAAGGACUUGCUGAUGAUACUAGAGGCAAAGGACAUCCAGAGUGAAGGUUUCAUGGGUGAAGCGGAGAAAAUUCUGACAGAUGUAACUGUGAGAAAAGUGGAACAUCCAACAAACAUUGUGGUGCAUGUCAAAGAAAAUGAUGGGAAAAGCAGUAGCUAUUGCAAAACUGAGAUGCCGGGAUUGGAGCUUGAGGCUCGGAUAAGCAGGCUUGAGAGAGCAGUUGCUGAGCUAAAAGCAGCAAGAGCUAAUAACUAG
Messenger RNA from Quercus lobata, 1878 nucleotides. RefSeq lists its product as uncharacterized. The transcript has a single exon. Gene Ontology annotation, biological process: meristem maintenance; meristem development. Bases 1 to 1878 code for a protein of 625 amino acids. The record is from RefSeq and is a predicted model, not a curated record. NCBI's taxonomy places the organism in Eukaryota, Viridiplantae, Streptophyta, Magnoliopsida, Fagales, Fagaceae.